AUGAAAAAUUCGUUUAAUACUAUUACGUUGUUAUUAUGUCUUUUACAUUUUUCUAUCUCGAAGGAGAACGUUAAUAGAAAAGUAAAAAGUUCAAGAACUCAUAAUAAUAGUAAAUUUGGAAAAUAUCCAAGUGGAGGAUUAAUCUCUUUCGAUUCAGAUCAAGAGAAACUCAGUAUUGAUUGGACAGUAACUAUUCCCUUUAUUUCGAUACCUUUUGAACAUAAAAUAAGGGAGAACGGUGAAAUUCCGCCAUUGCUCAAUGUUAACACGAAAUCCCUUGGAAUCGUUGGAUUAAUUACCACUCUGUUUAGCGUAGCUUCUCCAUUAUUCUCAAAACCGCAUCCAGAAUUCAAUUACCGAUCAAUGGAUAAUGACCAAUGGUUAGAAAUGGGAAACACUAUCAACGAAAUGAUUUUUGGCAACAAUUACGUGGCUCCAUGUAUGCAACGUAUUGUUUGUUCGAUCGUUUCAGUGGCUACGCAUUCAGAGAAUCCAACUAGUGCGGACAAAAUAAUUGAUGGAUUAUCGAGUCAUAAUUGGUUCAAAGACAUCACAAAUGGUACAAUCAUUCAAGAUGCUGUGAUUACUGGACGGAAAGGAAAUCGUGAUUGUGCUUAUGUUUAUAAGAAGUGUUUAAUAACACCAAAAUUUCUAAAAACUAUUAUGAACGAAUUUGGAAUAGUAUAACGAUGUAAGAUAU
Apis laboriosa (Himalayan honeybee) is the source of this 700-nucleotide messenger RNA. RefSeq lists its product as uncharacterized. The transcript has 4 exons. The record is from RefSeq and is a predicted model, not a curated record. Bases 1 to 687 code for a protein of 228 amino acids. Lineage: Eukaryota; Metazoa; Arthropoda; Insecta; Hymenoptera; Apidae.